Molecule: messenger RNA, 747 nt
Organism: Miscanthus lutarioriparius
Lineage: Eukaryota; Viridiplantae; Streptophyta; Magnoliopsida; Poales; Poaceae
Source: the annotation of a GenBank genome assembly
AUGGAUGAACACCCAUCCCUGCUUUUAUUGAUUCCCGCGCAUGGACUGGAGCUGGAGCUAGUUGAGGGCGAAGAGGCUGAUGAUGACCACACAGCCGACGACGACACGAGCAACUCUGGCCAGGAGCUCCAGGCAGCAGCCAUGAACGAGGACAACACCCAUCCGGGCACUAUAACGACACUAACUAAUAUGAACAGAAGAACUGGGGACCGGCCCUUACCGCCGGCGAAGACGCCGGAGACGAAGGGGGAGGGGGCCGGAGACUGGCAGUACUCUCAACGCUCUCUCCUCGCAGCACGGAAAACACUGCUCUGGUUGGAAACUGUAGCCGGCGACGAUGGAUGCACAGCCGGCGACGGCAGAUGCGCAGCCAACGAUGGAGUCCGUGGCAUCCAUGACGCUGGUGCCACAGGAGGAGAGAGGGGUGGCGGGGGCAGCCCCCUCCCCCUCACCACCGGCGAGUCGCCGGAGGAGCAGAGGGAGGGGGCCUCGGGGAUGCUCGCAAGAACUUACCCUAGUGGCUCAGUUUGUGGUGGAUCUGGAUUGGAGCUGAGGGAAGGGAAGGAGAGGGAAGGGGAUGAUGCAUCGGUAGAUCAAACGAGUAUCUAUCAAUCACAGAUGUGGAGAUGUGGAGUGGAUUUGGAGAUAAUCUGGAUUCAAGGUGAGUGGGGAUCUGAUUGGAGAGGAAGAAGAGGGAAGGAGGGGGAGAGAGAGAGGAGGGUAGGUGCCGCGGCAGUCCGCCCAUGA